AUGUCCGCGCCAGCAUCCGCGGCCCCGUCCGCGCCCGCGUCCGUCGCCGCGCCGCCCACGCCGGGCAGCGUCGCGCCGUCCGCGGCGCCGCCGCCGGAGCAGCCGUCCGCGUCGAUUCCACCGAUGCCGCCUCCGCCGCGUCCGCCCACGGGGACUUUCGCGUACCCGUCGAUGCCGGCGCUGCCGCUCGGUGGGCCGCCCCCCGAGGUGCUCGUCUCCCCGGAGCACAUGCACGCGUACGCGGCGAACUGCCGGCGGACGCUGCACUACGCGGUGAACGGCACGCUGCUCGCGAAGCGCGACCACAUCCUGCAUCAGAUUGGGCGCCUGCGCGCGAAGAUGCUCGAGGUGGCGCACGUCCGAGGGGUAAUGGAGCGCGACAUUCAGAGCGAAGCGAGCGAGGCGCUGCAGAGGCUCGCGUCCGCGGAGGCGCUGAAGCAGAUGAAAGUCCAGCGGGAGGUGGACGAGCUCGCGAGGCACGCGGACGCGAUCAACGUCCUCGCCGCGGAGGUGGAGGCGGUGACGUCCGCGCCGGACGCGAUGUCGUCCGAGUUCCUCGGACGGUACCGGGCGAUGUACGACGCGUGCGACCGCUUAGCGCGACGAUCGCUCCCGGAGCCCGCGGAGGUGAACGCGCUCGACUUUGAACGCGAAGCGCGGGUGUACACGGCGGCGUCGAAGGAACGCGACGCGUUGUCGCGUCUGUUGGCGGUGAAGGAUAACAUGAUUUGGACGUUAGUCGAGGAGCGCGACGCCGCGAAGGAGGAGCUCGCGGACGCGCAGCGGGAGAUCGAUCAGCUCAAAGAGGAGCUGGACGAGAUGCGAGCCGCGGCGGGGCAACACACGGUGGUGUACGCGGAGGGCGCGGCGAGUGGGGAAGCCGCCGAGUUGAACGAAACCGCGCACGUCGAGAAGGCGUGA
This is a messenger RNA of Micromonas pusilla CCMP1545, 921 nucleotides long. RefSeq lists its product as uncharacterized. The coding region runs from base 1 to 921 and encodes 306 amino acids. The transcript is spliced from 2 exons. The record is from RefSeq and is a predicted model, not a curated record. Lineage: Eukaryota; Viridiplantae; Chlorophyta; Mamiellophyceae; Mamiellales; Mamiellaceae.